Molecule: messenger RNA, 1821 nt
Organism: Rangifer tarandus platyrhynchus (Svalbard reindeer)
Lineage: Eukaryota; Metazoa; Chordata; Mammalia; Artiodactyla; Cervidae
Source: the annotation of a GenBank genome assembly
AUGGUCAGAGGAGCCCGGCAGCCCCAGCAGCCGCGGAGUCGCCUGGCCCCCAGACUGACUGGCACAGUGGAGAAACCACCCCGAAAACGGAAAAGCAGAACUGAAUUUGCUCUUAAAGAAAUCAUGUCGUCUGGCGGUGCUGAAGAUGACAUCCCACAGGGAGAGAGGAAAACAGUGACAGAUUUUUGUUACCUUCUGGAUAAAUCUAAGCAACUGUUCAAUGGGUUGAGAGAUUUGCCACAAUAUGGACAGAAGCAGUGGCAGUCCUAUUUUGGAAGAACUUUUGAUGUUUACACCAAACUGUGGAAAUUCCAGCAGCAGCAUCGACAAGUCUUGGAUAAUCGGUAUGGCUUGAAGCGGUGGCAAAUAGGGGAAAUUGCUUCUAAGAUUGGGCAGCUAUACUACCAUUAUUACCUACGCACAUCUGAGACCAGCUAUCUGAAUGAGGCUUUCUCCUUCUAUUCUGCAAUCAGACAGAGAUCUUACUAUUCUCAAGUCAAUAAAGAGGACAGACCUGAGUUGGUAGUUAAGAAGCUACGAUACUAUGCAAGAUUUAUAGUAGUUUGUCUUCUUCUCAACAAAAUGGAUGUUGUGAAGGAUCUGGUAAAGGAACUGUCAGAUGAAAUUGAAGAUUAUACUCACCGCUUUAAUACUGAAGAUCAAGUGGAAUGGAACCUGGUACUUCAAGAAGUAGCAGCUUUCAUUGAGGCGGACCCUGUAAUGGUAUUAAAUGAUGAUAAUACCAUUGUUAUCACAUCUAAUCGCCUUGCUGAAACGGGAGCCCCAUUGCUGGAACAAGGCAUGAUUGUGGGACAGUUGUCUCUGGCUGAUGCACUCAUUAUUGGUAAUUGUAAUAACCAGGUUAAGUUCAGUGAACUAACUGUUGACAUGUUCCGGAUGUUACAAGCCCUGGAAAGGGAGCCAAUGAAUUUAGCUUCCCAGAUGAAUAAACCAGGAAUGCAGGAAUCAGCUGACAAGCCUACCAGGCGAGAAAACCCCCACAAGUAUCUGCUCUACAAACCAACCUUCAGCCAACUAUACACUUUCUUAGCAGCAUCUUUUAAGGAGCUGCCUGCCAAUAGCGUGCUUCUGAUUUACCUGUCAGCCACUGGCGUUUUCCCCACAGGUCGUUCUGAUAGUGAAGGUCCUUAUGAUUUUGGAGGGGUACUUACUAAUAGUAACCGAGAUAUUAUAAAUGGAGAUGCCAUCCACAAACGAAAUCAGUCCCACAAAGAAAUGCAUUGCCUCCAUCCUGGAGAUCUCUACCCCUUCACAAGGAAGCCGCUGUUCAUCAUUGUGGAUUCGUCCAACAGUGUUGCUUACAAGAAUUUCACAAACUUAUUUGGACAGCCACUAGUCUGCUUGCUUUCUCCUACAGCCUAUCCAAAAGCUUUACAAGAUCAAUCUCAACGAGGUAGCCUGUUCACUCUCUUUUUGAACAAUCCUCUAAUGGCCUUCCUAUUUGUCUCUGGACUGUCAAGCAUGCGUAGAGGCCUAUGGGAAAAGUGUCAAGAAUAUCUUCGAAAAAUCAACCGCGACAUUGCCCAGCUACUGACCCAUUCACGUUCAAUAGAUCAGGCAUUUCUCCAGUUUUUUGGAGAUGAAUUUCUUCGCUUGCUUCUCACAAGAUUUAUCUUUUGUUCAGCCACCAUGAGGAUGCACAAGAUUUUUCGGGAAACACGGAAUUACCCAGAAUCAUAUCCACAACUGCCAAGGGAUGAAACAGUGGAGAACCCUCAUCUCCAGAAGCACAUUUUGGAAUUAGCAUCCAUUCUGGAUGUGCGAAACGUGUUCCUUGAGAAUACCAUAGACGACUAUUAA